This is a messenger RNA of Megalobrama amblycephala (Wuchang bream), 2796 nucleotides long. RefSeq names its product P2Y purinoceptor 14-like. The record is from RefSeq and is a predicted model, not a curated record. Bases 15 to 965 code for a protein of 316 amino acids. Gene Ontology annotation, cellular component: membrane. Gene Ontology annotation, biological process: G protein-coupled receptor signaling pathway. The transcript has 2 exons. Gene Ontology annotation, molecular function: G protein-coupled purinergic nucleotide receptor activity. NCBI's taxonomy places the organism in Eukaryota, Metazoa, Chordata, Actinopteri, Cypriniformes, Xenocyprididae.
CCAAAAAUUACAUCAUGGAACCAAACACGACUAAUACAGCACAAGCUCUCUGUGAAGUCCCAGUUAAUUAUGUUUUCAUAUUUGCAUACUCACUAGUGUUUCUUGUCAGUCUGGUGUUGAACUGCAUCACAAUGCGUGUGUAUUUCUGCACUAAUCAGCGUGUCCAGUCCAGCAUCACGGUCUACAUGAAGAACCUUGCCGCAGCUGACUUCUUUCUUUGCCUUUGUUUACUUUUACGCAUUGCUUCCUAUGCCAACAAUUCAGACGUAUUGUUCAAUAUUUACUGCAGCUUUGGAGCAACAGCCUUGUAUAUAAACAUGUAUGCAAGCAUUCUCUUCAUGGAAGUUAUUGCUGUAAACAGGUACCUGAAGAUUGUUCGGCCACUGGAGACUCAUGCUCUGCAGACAGUUCAUACCGCCCGCUACAUUUCUGCAGCUAUUUGGCUCUUCUUGAUAGCCACAUCUUCCAUCUACUUAAUCCUCUUUCUCCUGACCUCCUGGGGUCAUGAUCAAAAGCUUGAUGAAUUUACCUGUGAAUCUCUGCACAGUCUCCAGCUCAGUUUGGCCUACAAAAUCAUCCAUUGUGUGACCAUUGUGGUCUUCAUUUCAGUCCUAAUAUCUCUGACUCUUCUAUACUGUAAGACUCUUCAAAAGCUCAGACAAGUUCAAUUCUCUACACACACCACAAAUAGUACCCAAACAUUCACAAAGUCUAAGCGCAACAUGCAAGUGCUAAUAAUUAUUUUCUGCGUGUGCUUUGUGCCCUAUCAUCUGGUCAGACUGCCUUACGUAUUUAUCAAACCCCUGCUGCAUGACUGUUUAGCAGUCCAUGCAUUCUACAUUCUGAAGGAGCUGACCGUCCUGCUUGCAGCACUAAAUGCCUCCCUGGAUCCACUUAUUUACUUCUUGUUUUGCAGGGCCUUCAGAGCCCGGUUUAAUUUUAGGAGUUGCCAAACCUGUCCAUGAAUGAGGGCUAGAUGGUUUAUGUAUUAAUGUGCCUUUGUGAUGUGCUUCCCUAUUCUUUUGUUAUUGCCAGAGCAUAAGUAUCUUAACUUAAACAAUGUGGGUGCAAAAUGAGUGACAUUGCAGUGGAAAAUGAGAUGUUGCACUUAUGAAAAUGGGAUGUAACUAAAACACUGAUAAUAACCCUAAGCAAUUGUUUCCAUAAUGAAAAAUCUGAAUUGUAUAAGAUGAACUUUCGAAUGUGAUACAAUCUUUCAGAGAUCAUAAUGAUAUAUAUAGGGUACAAUGGGGCUUAAGGCAUCUUUGAUUUUAUUUUCCUCUAAACCACUAGAUGGCACAAAAACUUGCCGCAGCACUUUCCUAAACAUCCGCUUUUCAAAAUGCACUUGCAAAUUUGUCUGAUCCUUGACACGAUUGAGGGCAGCAACGCAAAGUUGAUUCUGAGGUAGUUUGAUCUAAUAUUUGUUUUUUGUUUUUUUUUUUUUUUUAAAUGUUUUUGAUUUAAGUAUCAAAUGAGAAUCGAUUAAAUUAAUGUUUUUGUAUUUUCAGAUAAAGGUCUUCUUAAUGACUUUCAGUUUUGUUAAAGGUAAUUCAAGCAACUGUUUAUAAAUAAUGGAAGAAUAUGUAAAAGUAUGGUAUUUGGGAUAAAAAGUGCACCUGCUGUUGGGGCAAAAGGCACAAUAAUUAACAUGAUAAUGAAAUUCUAGAUGACUUGUUGAUAUGACAUGUUUAGAUUCAGAUGGCGAAUAUCAUAUAUCAAAUGGGUGGGUAUCCAUCUUAGAUAUAAUACCCAUAGGCUAUUUAUAAUGAAACAAUCAUAUUUAAAAAUAUUAUAUUAAUUUUAUCAUAAUAAAAUAUUGUUUGUUACUACUGUAAAUCUAUAUUAAAUAUUAUGGGAUGUUUAGCUUCAAUGCUUUCAGGAUCUUUAAAGUAAUAUUUUUAUAUUAACAUAGGCCUAUUUUAAUGACAUUAUAUUUAUUGAACAAAAAUUAGUUUUUUAAUUUAUCAAAAUAAACAGAAAAUUGUACAAACUUGGCUAUAGUGAUUCUUUUGAACAAGUAUUAACAUAGACAUUAUUUUAGCUAAAGUAUUACUGUGUGCCUUUUACCCUACGCUGGGGACCCCCCUCACCACCUCAUACAUUUCUAAGAUUUUUAAACAAAAUUAACCACUUUUAUGAUUUAUUUUCACACAAAAUAUGUUGCUCCAUCAAUGUUCAAUACAAACAUAUAUAUAUUUUUCCUGUAAUCAUACACUAUGAGAGUAGUGAAAAUCACAUUUUUAAAAUCACCUUUAGCCCCGUUGUACCCUAUAGUUUUAGUAUCAACAAUGUUUUAGAUGUUUCUCCUAAAAUUCCAUAGGAGAAAUAAAAGUAGACACAUAUGAGACAUGAGAAAUAUCUGAAAGAAAAUGGGUCAAAGCUGAGAAUGUGGUGGAAGAAACAAUGAACAUCUCUUUAUUGUCUUGCUGUAAUAUUCUUUUCACGACUCCAUUAUAGGAUUAUUUUAUUGCUCAGAGGUUUUUCACCUUUAAUGGACAAGGCAGUAGGAGGAGAGACAGGAAAGUACCUUCAGCUGGUACUUGAACUUGUACUGUCUGAGGUGCAGUUGUGCCUUGAUGUCUGUGUGUUGCCCAGAAGGCUAUGGUUCUGACAGAGUUUAGUCUAAGCUCAGGAUACUAAGAGGUAAUUAUUUUAUGUCUCAUUUAGGUAUCAUCUUUAUCUUUCACCUUCAAGGUAGCCCAGCACUGUAUAUGCAGCACAUUAGAAAGGAUUAGAUAUGUUUAAGAUGUUUAGCAUAACAUAAAUACUUUCUUUUUAACAAAUGUAACACUA